GCUAAUGUGUAACUGGGGUUAGGCAAUCAGGAGGAUAAAAUAGGAGCCCAAGUGCUCCUUUAGGAUUUGAUUCUGAACACAGAAAACAGCCAGAGGUUCUUACUCAAGGGACGGAGAUACACAGGUGAAGAUCCACGUCAAGAUGAAACUUGGACUCAUUUUGCUAUGUGUCCUUCUGUAUCUUACCACUGGAUGCUGCGAUCGGGUAUACGUUCACCCCUUUUACCUUCUUUCCCUUAAUAAUACCAAUGUCAACAGCUGCAAGGAGCUGGAAGAAAGAGAAAAGCUGGUGAAGAUGUUUGUUCCCCUCUCAAUUGAGUCCCAUUUCACUUCAACAUAUGAAGAGAGUCUGAGGAACAAGAGUGAAGAAGAAGAGAAACGCUUGGGUGUGAACUUCUUAAUAGACCCCAUUUAUGUGGUUGGGGCCCGUUUUUACAAAGAGCUGAAGAAAAUACAUGAAAGCAGCAACAUUAUCCUCUCUCCUAUAUUCAUCUAUGAAUCUCUAUUGUCCAUUUAUUUAGGGACUUCUGGAAAAACAGCAGCCGAACUGCAGAUUUUAUUAGGGUUUGACCCGCCAUCCAGUGACUCAAGUUGUACCUUCAGAAUAGAUGGACGUAAGGUUCUCUUUGCCCUGAAGAUCAUCCUGAAUGUUCCCUUACGGUCUAGGGACACAGAGGGGCUGGAUUUCUCCAAGCUGUCAUGCCUUUUCUCUGCUCCUGGUACCAAUUUAGCUGAGUCUUUUGUCCACCAAUUGGCCUUUCCAGAUGUUAAUUUCUACGUUCGAGCUGUGGAUUUCACCAACCCCACAGAGGCAGCAAAACAAAUAAAUGCGUUUGUCGAAAGGAAGAGCACACACAGAACCAAGGGUCUGCUGGCUGACAUUGAUCAGGAAACCACUUUGCUGUUGACAACUUACACUCAUUUCAAAGCUGUAAUAAAUGGAGCAUCCCCACUCAAAGAACCUCAAGAAUUCUGGCUUGAUUCCCAAACUAAGAUCUUUGUUCCUAUGAUGACAAUAACUGGAAUCUUCAAGCAUAAAUAUCAUACUGGACUUUCCAUUGUCAAAAUUCCUCUCAGCAAGAGUAUAUUUUUGCUGCUCUUACAGCCCAGCAACAGCAAUGAGCUACCCAGUGAUAAUCAAUAUUCUUUGACACCUUCUUUGGCAUGGCUUCAAGGCUUGCAAUCAAAACAAAUUCACCUGACUUUCCCAAGGGUGUCCUUUACAAGUAUAUACGACCUUCAAAAACUCCUUGUGAAACAGGGGUUGCCUAAUCUGCUUGGAAAAGAAGCCAAUCUCAGAUUGCUAAGCAGUAGUAAUGUGACCAUUGGAAAGAUCAUAAAUCAGCAAUUUUUUGAGCUCAGCCCCAGUGAGGAAAAUCAAGUAGAAGCUCACACAGAAGAUCAUGCCAGCGAGACACUUAAAAUAACAUUGAACAAGCCAUUUCAGUUUGCAGUGUAUGAAAAAGAAUCGGCUGCAUUGAUUUAUUUUGGCCAAAUAACAAAUCCCCUAAAAGAAACAUAAAUUCUGGAUGGGGGAAAACAGUUUUCUAUAAUCCUUUAAUCAUUUUCCUGCAUUACUUAGUUUUUAUGAUAUUUUUAAAAUCUUGCUUUGAAAACUAAUGCAUCUUUGAGAAAUAAACUUGACAAAUUUAUCAAUAGAACUUUAUAAAAAAAUACUGCUGUCUACAUCGUGAUUAAUAAAGUGCUCACAUCUCUUAAGACUAUUCUAAGAUAAAGUAGAUCAUUUUCCAUUUACUGAGUUUUCAAUGUGUGCUGGGUUUAAGCCAAAUAUAUAAAUUUUAAUUCAUAAUUUAUGGUUUAGCAAACCCAACUAUUUUGGCUUAUUCAACUAUGUAUGUGGAUCUAAUAUUCCCUGUGAAAGAAGUCUGCCACUCAAAAAUAUGGGGAAUACCGAUAAUAUAUCCAGAACAGAGAAUUUAGUAAUCUGUUUCUACGUUCUAUUUAAAGGCAUUUAGCCAUGUUUAAUUGUCAAACAACUAAGUUUAGCUAAAUUGGGAUUAUGUUACAAUUAAACUAAGUCACAGGGAUUUAUUUCAUCAAAGCUACACCCGCAAGUCGUAUUUGCAUGAUAUGAUUGAGAAUUCUCCAGCAUACUCAACUCAACUUUUUGGGCUAAUAGUAUACAGCCUAAUCUUGGUCAGUAAUCCCCCUGCUUGCAUAUUCUAGGCUUUUCCAUGCUUGAGUUGUGCGACUUGAACAAUUUGUAUGAAACAUUUAACCACCCAUGACCAAAUUUAGUAUGAAGGCCAUGGAGUGAGAUAUUUGUUCUAUGCCAGGAGGAACAUUCCUAGUCCAGAACAACUUAAGAAAAAUUAAGUAGCUUAAUCUGCAAGGUUGAUUUAAUACACCUACUUCUUGUCUAAAAAUCAUUAACUCCCACUCCACAAGCAUGGGAAAAAAAUCCCCAUUAUUAAAAAUAAAUGUACCACUCUUUAAUUAGCUUUGAAUUGUUUGAGCCAUACAAUGGUUGAAUUGUUUGAGCCAUACAAUGGUUGAAAUUCUUGAAUACCUGGUCAUAUCCCGUGAGACACACAUUGACUGAAAAAAUAAAGGGGUAGUCGGGUGCACUUCUUGGUCCUAACAACAUUCCAACUCCAGCUUUGAAUUGACGGUGGGAAAGAGUUCAGGAUUGCUGGAUCCACUAUCAAGAGCAAGGUGCUGAACACAAACAUUUACAACUAAAGUGUUUACACAUUUUAUACACUUGUCUAUAAAUUAAUUCUGAGUGCCAGAGGUUCCACACCGAAAUUCAUGUUUGCUUCAUAGUUUGUCCCUCCUUUUCACCUUGGCAUUAUAAUUCAUAGGUCCAUAUGCAUUCCUUUGAAACAGGAUCCAAAUUGGAUAUUAAACAUCCUAAUGGAGAAUCUUUUUAUUUUCCUUUAUGGGGAGUCAGGAAAACAUCAUUUGUUUGAUUGGCAUACUAGUAGCAGGCAGAAAUGAAACUAAUUUAAGGCAAAGCCCUCUCCUCUUUGCUGCCAGUGCUCUGAUUGGAAAAUUUUAAUAUCAACUAAUAGCGUAAGAACCACUGUGAUUCUAGGAUACUUUAUCUCUGAAGCCAUAACAAUGUGCAUUUCUUCAAAUACAGAACUUCUUCCUAUCAGGAUUCACCUAUGUUUUCAAAUUAGGUACUGGCUACAUCAUGGCAGCCAGGAGCCCCAAUUUAGCCUCCCAACCUUCCAGGGAUCAUGCUGCGUUAUAAUGACCUCACGGAAAUGGGGGAAAAAUCUGUUUCAGAGUUUUAAUGAUGGAAAUAGGGAUUCUAAUGGAAAUAGGAUUUCCAGGACCCUGAGAAGUAAACAGUUUCCCAUUACCGCUCUAAAAUGCCUAGCAAGGCUAUGAAAACCACUCUUUAAUUAGCUUUGAAUUCUGAGAUUUUGAAAUGAUAUAGUAAACCUCUAUCAAAUAAAUACUACAAGUCUAUCAUUCACUUAUUAUAUGCCAACAAAAGAAAAGUAGCAGGUAGCUUGAAAACACCUUCAAAGAAAAGUCACUAAGGGUGACAUUUGGUUUUCUUCACAGGAUUAGUGAAACAUUUUGACUCAGAAUAAAAGAUGCCACCCGUUGAGGAAAAAGUUCAAAAUUGAUUUCUUUUUAGAAAACCAAGAAUAGUUCUUUUAUAAACUCAAAGUAAUACGAUG
Messenger RNA from Ahaetulla prasina, 3659 nucleotides. RefSeq names its product angiotensinogen (gene AGT). Lineage: Eukaryota; Metazoa; Chordata; Lepidosauria; Squamata; Colubridae. The coding region runs from base 143 to 1522 and encodes 459 amino acids. Gene Ontology annotation, biological process: regulation of systemic arterial blood pressure by renin-angiotensin. Gene Ontology annotation, molecular function: serine-type endopeptidase inhibitor activity. The transcript has 5 exons. The record is from RefSeq and is a predicted model, not a curated record.